Messenger RNA from Closterium sp. NIES-67, 1751 nucleotides. The record is from the annotation of a GenBank genome assembly. Lineage: Eukaryota; Viridiplantae; Streptophyta; Zygnematophyceae; Desmidiales; Closteriaceae.
CUCUUGAUUCUCUACUUAAUUCUCUGCUUGAUCUCGUACAGGUUCUGCUACAUGGACCCUAUACGAGGCACGUGCAACGACCCUAACUACGUCAGACCAGCUGAUAACGAGGUGACCCUUGGGAUCUCCAGACGCAAUGCCACUGUUAUUGCUGCUGAUCGUGCUGGUGCUCGUGGUGCUGCUGCUGGUGGUGCUGCUGCUCGUGGUGUUACGCUCACUGCUCGUCAGCACCCCACUAACACACUUCGCACACGUUCCACUGCUGCUCUUCACGCGGUUGGCCAUUCCGCUGUGACUGAUGCUGCUUCUGCUUCAGAUAGCAAUCGCCUCCUUGCUUCCCCUGGAGCACCUGACAGGAGUGCUGCAGCUAGAGCCACCGCAACCGGAGCAGGAGCAGGAACAGGAGCAGGAGCAGGAGCAGCAGGAUCAGGAGCAGGAGCAGCAGGAGGAAGAACACAAGCAGGAGCAGGAGCAGGAGCAGGCGGAAAAACAGGAGCAGGAGCAGCAGGACCAGGAGCAGCAGCAGGAGGGGUCGGAAAUGCGCUUAAGAUCAAGCCACCAGUGGCGGGGAAACAGAGAGCGUUGUCACCUGCAGCAGCGGAUAGGAUCAGAGGAGUGGCUGAGACCACGAGAUUGAGCGAUGCCAAGAGAGUGAGUGAGGAGAAGAGAGUGGGUGAGGGAGGAGAGGAGGUGAGGAGAGAAGUGGGCACGGUCCAGUUGCUGGUCCAAGCAGACCAAGAGCGACGGAAGCAGGUGGAGAAAUGGGAGCAGGACGAGCAGGAAGAGCAGGUGGGGAGAGAGGAGAAGCCGGGGAGCGGGGAAGAGGCGAGGAAAAGAAAGAUGAUAGAGGAAGGGGGUUUCCAUAGAGGAACGCAAAUACGGGUAAAGGAGGAGCCGAGGGAUCAUGGCGGGCUGGAGUUAGGAGUGGAGAGAAGGGAAAACAGGGCAGGAGUAGAGAGAAGGGAUCAUAGAGAAACAGGUAGAGACAUAGAGAGGAGGGAGCAUGCGGGAACAGGGGUAAGGGGGGGUCAAGGAGUAGGAGUAGGAGGAGGAGCAGUAGAGAGACGGAGCAACACACGGCCUUCAGCACUGGCACAAGGUAGCAGUAGAGGGCCCUCAGCACCAGCACAGAAUGACAGCAGAGGGAAGGCUGUGCUGGUGAAGCAGGAGGCAGAGGAAGAGAGGGGCGUUGCGGGGCAUAGCGCUGGAGGCAGAGGAGGUAUGGGAGCAGCAGCAGGGAGAGCAGCAGGGAGUGGAGCAGGGUUGUCGUUCCGCCGUGCUUCUGCUGUAUGCCCCUCUGGUCGUCUUGGACCCGUUGCUACUGGUCCUCCAUCUGCUUGUGCAGCAGCAGCUGCUGCUGCUCCUGGUUCUGCGGCUGCUGCAGGGGCGGUGGAUGAGAGGGAGGAGGGAGAGGAGGUGGACAGCAGUGCCAGCAGUGGGGAGAGUGAGGAGGAUGUGGUGAUGUGGCACCACAGGCCGGCCAAGAGACGUGCCAUCAUGGAUGAUGAUGACGAUGAGCUUGAGGACGGAGAAGUGUAGCUUUAGCACUAAGGGCUAUGGUUUGCAUGAGUGAAUGUCAAAGCUUGAGUUGUGUCAUUAGUAGCAGAAUGAGUUGAGUGUUUUUUAUGGUGAAAGUUGGUUUGUCUUUUGAUUAGUUGAAGGAAUCAUAGCAUUGAAGUAUGUUCCUGCAGAAGCAGUGAACGGCGGAGUGGGCUAAAAGAAUACCAGAACAAUCAGGAACAUCCUAUUAU